GGGCUUGACUUGAUCUUCGGGCGAGACUUCCUGAAAAGAUUCAACCCCGAGAUCAACUGGGUGAACCGCACCGCAAGCAUCUACAACAAUGGACGGAGAGUACAGCUACCCAACUGGGACGACACUGGAGAUAUCCCAGUGGAGACACUCGCACGAUUCGAGAAGGACGUGAAGCGGACCGACACCGGGUUCCUGGCGAUAGCAACAGAGGUGGAGAAUGACGGAGAGAAAGCCUCGGAAACUCCAGAAAAGAUCAAGGAAUUACUGAAGGAGUUCCAAGACAUUCUUCCUGACGAUCUUCCGAACGAGCUACCGCCAUACCGAACGCAUCAACACGAGAUCGUGGAGGAACCGGGUUCGAAGCCGACCUUCCGAGCACCAUACCGGCUCAGCCCUACGGAGCUGACCGACAUGAAGAAGCAGAUCGAGUAUCUCCUAGCCAAAGGACUCAUCCGACCAUCUACUUCGCCAUACGGUGCCCCAGUACUCUUCACACCGAAACCGGACGGAAGCCUGCGCAUGUGCAUCGACUACCGAGCUCUUAACAAGCAGACCAUCAAGAAUAAAUAUCCGAUACCGCGAAUCGAUGACCUGCUUGACCAGCUUCGGGGAGCUACGGUAUUCUCCAAACUGGAUCUGCGGUCCGGAUACUGGCAGAUACGGAUGGCGGACAACUCUAUCCACAAAACUGCUUUUCGAACUCGGUACGGAUCAUACGAGUAUUUGGUCAUGCCGUUCGGACUCACCAACGCACCGGCAACGUUCCAAGCCGAAAUGAACCACAUUCUACGACCACUUCUGGACGAAUGCGUGGUGGUGUACCUGGACGACAUACUCAUCUACUCGCGCGACAUGAAGCAGCACGUCGAACACCUGCGACGCGUCUUCGAAAUUCUUCGACGAGAACGAUUCUACGUCAAACUGUCCAAGAGCGAAUUCGCCCUGGAGAAAGUCCAAUUUCUAGGACACUUGGUGAGCGCUCAAGGAGUUCACGUCGACCCCAAGAAAGUCGAAGCCGUACGUACGUGGAAGACACCCGAGAACGUGAAGGAGUUGCAGCAGUUCCUAGGCUUCGCUAAUUACUACAACAGGUUCGUGCCACAGUAUGCGAAACUCGCGGCACCACUCACGAAUCUGCUGAAGAAGAACACGCCCUACAAAUGGGAGACGAAGCACCAGGAAGCCGUGGAGCAGCUGAAACAAGCACUAACGUCCGCACCGGUGCUCAUCUUGCCAGAUCUCGAACGCGACUACGUAAUCGAAGCUGACGCCAGCGACCAGGCAGUGGGAGCAGUCUUGAUGCAAGACCAGGGGAAUGGACUGCAACCAAUUGCCUACCUCAGCAAGAAACUGCACGGGGCAGAACUCAACUACCCGAUACACGACAAAGAGGCUCUUGCUAUCGUUAUCGCCUUCAAAGCGUGGAGGUGCUAUCUCGAAGGACGAAGAACGACCGUCUACACCGACCACUGCAGUCUGAAAUAUUUGAAGACACAACCCAACCUUUCCAGGCGGCAGGUCCGGUGGAUCGACUUCCUCGAGACACACUUCCACUACGACAUCGUGUACAAGCCCGGCCACAAGAACAAAGCAGACGCGCUCAGCCGGCCUGCACACGUUGCCACGAUUCAGGUCGAAGGGAUGAAUCCACUACUCAAGGGACUCUUCACCCACGGGUACGCCAUCGACCCCGAAAUUUCCUUGGCAGAAAAGCGACAUCUGCUACAGUGGGACAGUGACAUCGCGUACCGGAAAGGAUCAACAAAAAUCUGGGUACCCAAUUACCCUCCUUUGCGCCAGUUGCUACUCGAAGAAUACCACGACGUCCUGUACGCCGGACACUUCGGUAGCAACAAGACGCUCACCGGUAUCGCCAAACACUACUACUGGCCCCAUAUGGCAGACGACGUCCAGAAAUUCGUCACCUCGUGUGAUACAUGUCAGCGGAUGAAGAGCAGCAAGCAGAAAAAGGCGGGACUACUGCAGCCUCUUCCUGUCCCAGAACAACCAUGGCAAGUGGUUAGCCUAGACUUCAUCACCGGGUUACCACCUACCUCCAGCGGUCAUGACGCCAUCCUUGUCGUCAUUGACAAGUUCUCCAAAAUGGGACACUUCAUCCCGACACACACGACGGCACGCACCGAGGAGACAGCACAGCUCUUCGUUCGUCACAUCAUCUCACAGCAUGGCAUCCCAACUACACUCAUCUCCGACCGAGACCCCAAGUUCACUAGCAAGUUCUGGAAGGAACUUAUGUCUCUGCUCGGCACCAAACUCGCCAUGUCAUCCGCAUACCAUCCGCAGACAGACGGACAGACCGAGCGCCUCAACCAAAUUGUUGAGCAACUCCUCCGAGCAGCCUGCAAGGACGACAUCUCCAAAUGGGACUUGCACCUGCCCGUACUCGAGUUUGCUUACAACAAUGCUACACAUGCCGCUACUGGACAGACGCCGUUCUUCCUCUGCUACGGACGCCACCCACUCACACCACAAAACCGACAGCAUCACCUACAGUCCAACCUGCACACGAUUUCAUCACAACCAUGCAUCAACUUUGGGAUCGGACCCAUAAGCGCCUCCUUGACAUUCAACAGCAACAAAGCGCCAGGCCGAUCGCCAUCGCAACGACCACACCAUUCCGGUGGGGGACCAGCUACCUGGAAGAUUCACAACGCCUUCCACGUCCAACUUCUGAAGCCCUAUCGGGACCCUAACACAAUCUUCGUCGGACGCCAACCGCCGCCGCCGCCACCCGGUGAUUCUAUCUUCUAGAAGGGUCUAUUCCCUUAGGAUA
Molecule: messenger RNA, 2794 nt
Organism: Closterium sp. NIES-67
Lineage: Eukaryota; Viridiplantae; Streptophyta; Zygnematophyceae; Desmidiales; Closteriaceae
Source: the annotation of a GenBank genome assembly